Molecule: messenger RNA, 2034 nt
Organism: Eriocheir sinensis (Chinese mitten crab)
Lineage: Eukaryota; Metazoa; Arthropoda; Malacostraca; Decapoda; Varunidae
Product: receptor-type tyrosine-protein phosphatase delta-like
Exons: 10
Biological process (GO): protein dephosphorylation
Molecular function (GO): protein tyrosine phosphatase activity
Source: RefSeq, a predicted model, not a curated record
CUUAUCGGUGUCCUUUUGGGCCAGACUGUGCCACGGAUAGUAGCCAAGAGCAGGACAGCAGCAGAGCGCCCGGAAAACGCUGCCAAGAACCGCUUCAAAAACAUCCUUCCAUAUGACGACACUCGAGUGGUUCUUUCCCGCCUUGGUGACGACCCUUUCUCAGACUACAUCAACGCCAGCCAUGUAGAGGGCUACGGGAGCAUGCACUACAUCGCAUCACAAGGUCCCAAGGACGCCAGUGUGUGCACGACCGCAGACUUCUGGAGGAUGGUGGUGGAACAACGCAUUGACGUUAUCAUCAUGGUGGCAAACUUCGUCGAAAUGGGAAAGAAGAAAGUCAGUGAAUACUUCAGCCCUGAACAUGCACUAAACUUUGAUGGCUUUGAGGUAACGAUGAGUUGCAGGAAACAGCUUCCUUACUUCACUGUGUCUACCCUUACGGUAAGGCGGAAUGGCGCGGCGCGCCAGGUCCAGCACUACCACUACAGCAAGUGGCCUGACCACGGCGUCCCCACCGAAGUAAUCUCCAUCGCCCGAAUGCUCGCACAUUUCCAGGCUCACCACAGUCAUGGAGCAACAGUUGUACACUGCUCGGCUGGCAUAGGACGAACAGGUGCGGUACUGCAAGUUCUUUUGAUGUGCGAGAUGCUGAGCCUCAGGGGCCACCUCAGCUCCAUAGAAGUGCUGGCCAGACUAAGGAUGAGUCGUGCGCUCUUGGUGGAGAACGAAGCUCAGUUCAACCUCAGCCUUGAGAUUCUGGAUGAGAUCUUGUUCGGGAAGAAGAUGGUCAUGUCAGCAGAUCACCUCAAGAAAUUCCUGGACGGAUGCGUUUUAUCAAGCGGAGACCAGUACGCCAUGGCCAAGGCUCUUCCCUCUCCCCUUACAUACAACACAUCCAACCUGCCUGUCUUCUGGCCACUCAAUCGCAACCAAGCAGUAUUACCAGCAGACUCAAACCGGUAUUACCUUCAACCCAAGGCGGGGCUUGAGGUAGGGGCUUCCCAGUACAUCAAUGCUAUCCGCAUACCGGGCAUUGACAAGAACAGGUUUAUGCUGGCAACAGAACACCCGAUGCCGCACACCAUUGACAACUUUUGGAGGCUCAUCGCCGAGACAGGAUCCACGAUGGUCUUCUUUAUCAACAGCUUGGAAGAUCAGGACGAGAAUGACUACCCAAGAAUGCUGUUGGGGCCAGGAGAGACUUGGAAAUCAGGAGACUACAAGCUGAAGGAAGAGAGCGCGGAACCUUACGGAACAUGGCUCACUCAUUCAACACUCACCAUUACCUCAAACGAAGACUGGAUUCACCGCGUCGACGUGUAUCAGAGCAACAACUGGCCUUCCACCUCCUCAUUGCCACCCUCCCUGCACCUCCUGUUGACCAUUGCUGAGCUGCUGCAUGUUCCUCGCAGCGCCACCGCUGGACCACCUCUACUGUGUUGUAGAGAUGGCGUGACGGGGUGCGGGUUGGCAGCAGGCAUGACCCUGCUGGUGGAACGCUUGCAGACUGAGCAGAUUGUUGACGUCUACAGGACGGUGGUAAGGCUGCUGCGCGCCAGGCAACAAUUUAUCGUCAAUGAGGAACAAUUCUCGUCAUUGUACACCGGGGCCGCCAUACACCUGGAUGAGUACUCAGACUACGGUAACUUCCAGUGAGAAGCAGCCUGACUGUACGUCGAGGCCAUCAUUAACCUGCAUGAGUAACUUAAGAUACUCAGUACCAGGUAACUUUGUUGACAAACCAAUUUGCAAACUGUAAAUGUACUGUCUACGAAUAGCACGGAAGUUGUUUACAAUCUACAUAAAAAACUAUACUGAAAUACAUAAAAUGUUUAGAAACGGUUUGCAAAUGAUAUUGAUGUCUAUUUUUCAUUUAGAAUGGGAAUCAAAAUAAAAGUUCGUAAUGAGAUGGUCUGCUUCGAUGCAUAAAAAAGUGUACUGGAGUUUCGUAAGUAAAUAUCCGCUUCUCAGAUACUUAAUAAAACACCAAGUCUGAAGGAACCUGAAGUAACCUAUUUGGAGCUCGUACCACUC